Molecule: messenger RNA, 1545 nt
Organism: Rhodotorula toruloides NP11
Lineage: Eukaryota; Fungi; Basidiomycota; Microbotryomycetes; Sporidiobolales; Sporidiobolaceae
Product: base-excision DNA repair protein
Exons: 4
Coding region: 1-1545 (514 amino acids)
Biological process (GO): base-excision repair
Molecular function (GO): catalytic activity
Source: RefSeq, a predicted model, not a curated record
AUGUCGCCAGCGAAACGAGCGCGCUCCUCGACCGCCACAAUCAAGCGCUCGUCUUCCGCCACUCCCCCUCCCUCGUCGACUCCCACCGCCGACGAAGACAAGCCCAAGCCCACCCUUCCCGCCUCGGCACUCAAGAAACUCUCUCUCCACGCAUCGUCCCGCGCAGCUCAGACGCCUUUCCCGCAUUGGCAGCACCCGACUCCGCAAGAAGCGCAGGAGGUGUGCGACUUGCUCGCUAGCGUGCAUGGAAUGCCGACGAGGCCAAACGUGCUGGUUGACAAGGAGGAUGCGCCGGCGGGGUGCGGGCAGGUGCCGAGUGUGUUGGAUGCGCUUGUGAGGACGAUUCUCUCGCAGAACACGACGAGCAAGAACAGUACUGCGGCAAAGGUCCAGAUGGACCAGAUCUACGGCCGCGCUAAUUACCGCGCCGUCCUCGUCGGCGGCCAAGCCAAGCUGCAAGAGACGAUCCGUUGCGGCGGUCUCGCGGGCAACAAGUCCAAGGCGAUCAUGGGUAUCCUCGACCGCCUCGAAGCUCGAAACGUCGGCGAGCUCGGCCUCAAGCCGGGCGAGGGCGAGUUGAGCCUCGAUUACUUGCAUGGGAAGAGCGACGAGGAGGCGCUCAACGAGUUGAUCAGCUUUGAUUCGGUCGGCAUCAAGACGGCGAGCUGUGUGCUGCUUUUCUGCCUCGGGAGGGACUCGUUCGCCGUGGACACCCACGUCCACCGCCUCUCACUCUCGCUCGGCUGGCUCCCUCCGAACGGCUCCGUGUACACCCUCUCCUCCUCGGACUCCUCCUCUCCCUCGAAGCCCACCCGCCAAACCUCCACCGCCGCUCCUCCCUCCCGCGACCAAGCCUUCUACCACCUCGACCACCUCCUCCCCUCCCAGCUCAAGUACCCGCUUCACUCGCUUCUCGUCCGACAUGGACGUGGGUGUGUCCGAUGCGCUGCGAAUGGCGUUACGACGAUGGAUUUCGUCGAGACGUGUCCGAUUGAUCAUCUCGUGAAGCGGGUCAAGGGGAAAUACAAAGGCGGAGGCGGAGGGGCGAAGGGGAAGAAGACGGAGGAGGCGGAGGAGGUGCCGGUCAAGGACGAGGCGGGCCAAACAGUCGGUUUCGCGCACGCCGAAGGCGCAGAGAAGAUCGAGUUUGAGCCGUUGCCGGACGCGGCGGAGGAGAGGGUCGCCGAGUUGGGUGCGAGGAAGGGCGAGGCGGUCAAGAUGGAGGACGAGGAGGGGAUGCCGCGCGAUGAGUCGGCCGAGGAGCACGUUAAGCCGAAGAAGGGUCGCGGGAGGAAGGUCAAGGCGGAGCCGAAGGAGGAGGACGAGGGCGACGCCGAACCCGCCGCCAAGCGCUCUCGUCGCUCGACUACCGCAUCGACGAAGUCUUCCGCACCCACUCGUGCUCGCUCGACUCGCCUCGGCUUCACCAGCUCGAAGGCUGCCGCGGCGACUCGCUUGAAGGCUGGGAAGGCGAGUGGCGACCGCAACGAGCCAGAGGCGGCCGGACAGGCGAACGGAGGAACGAUGCACGGAUUGGAUGUGUAG